Molecule: messenger RNA, 1619 nt
Organism: Didymodactylos carnosus
Lineage: Eukaryota; Metazoa; Rotifera; Eurotatoria; Philodinida; Philodinidae
Source: the annotation of a GenBank genome assembly
AUGCCGCAGACACUAAGUGCUCAGACGGAAAUGAUCGAGGAAUGUCGUCAACGUUACAAAGACGAUCCGAUUGAACUGAGGAAAAUUGAUGAUUUUGCUCACAAAUAUUAUCAGGAGAUACCAAGAAAUGCAGUUCGGUGGUAUACGAAAGAUUCAUUUCUAUAUCGGCUACUGAACGAAGCCUGUAGAACAGGAGAUAUUGAUCAAAUCUAUAUAUUUCGAAAUUUCAUCUCAGAUUUUUUGCAGCAACUGCAAGAACUGCAUUCAGAAUUCAUUGAUGCACUCUGUGGUAUCACAAUAAAAGUUCAUCGAGGUCAAGCAAUAUCCUCGAAUGAGCUGGAACAUCUUCGACAAAAGGUUGGUAAACUGUAUUCAACAAAUACCUUUUUAUUAGCGACAGACGGAAUUGAGGCAGCAUUAGCGUUCUCUGGUAUCGAUAGUCAGCAUCCUCAAUUUGAAUCGGUUCUCUUUGAAUAUACAAUUGAUACGACUGUCAAAACAAAAAGACCAUAUGCUGAUAUUAGCCAUAUAAGUUCAAAUAAAGGUGAAAAGGAAUUACUGUUUUCCAUGGGAACGAUCUUUCAAAUUGACUCGAUCACACAAGUGCCAAUGGAUAAGGAAACCUGUAAGAAUAUGUACUGGUGUGUCAAAUUGAGACUUGUAAAUGAAAAUGAUGACGUGCAUUUGGCAUCAAAAAUGGGAACAUUUCUUCAGAAAAUUCAGCAUACACCCCUACUAUUAACACUAGGCGAAAUAGCACUAAUAAGAUCUGGCGUCACUAAUGAUUUUUCCAAAGCAGAACGAUAUUACAGAUUGUAUCUUGACGAAGUAAUGGCAGCUAAUGACAAAACAGACGCUAAGGAUCUUGUCAGGGCGCACACAAGUCUCGCAAAAGUCUGUGAAGCAAAAGGUGACUAUGCUGCCGCUAUUGAAUAUUAUGAAACUGUUAUUAACAUUUGUUUGAAAAUGUCCUUCUCGUCGUCGAACAGGGAAGAAGAUUACAGAAUAACAAAGAUCAAAUGGGCGUAUAACCGAAUUGCUUCAGUUUAUCAGUAUAAAACAAUUGACUAUGAAAAUGUUAUUGAAACUUACAGGCAACUACUUCAAUUUCUACAAGAACAACAAUAUUUUUGUUCAAUCUGCAUUGCUAAUACAAUGAACACAAUUGAUGGUGCUCAUAAAAAACUGACCUACAACUGGUCAGCGGCGCUUGAAUUCUAUCGGAAAGCGUAUGCACUGCUAAUCGACAAUGAAAACUGCGAUCGAAGUCGUCUGGAUGAUGCUGAAGAAAAAAUACGACAUGAUCAGAGUCGAUAUCCUGAUAUUCUAUUUUUUUUAUUUAUUUUCAUUUGGAGUCAUCAAAGAAGAGGACGAGGAGGAGUACCGUUGUUGGCUAUUGAAACAUAUUGUGGACGUCGUCGUUUACUGAGAAUUGAAUUAUGUAUUGCUGGCCAUUCAAUCUUCAUUUCGCUUUCACUAAAUGAAUAUUUUCGUCGAAUAGCUUCUAAAAAUAAAAUAGAACAGAAACUCACAGGUGAUUCGGCUUGCACACACUCUUCGGUUAUGCUCGAUGCAGGAGAAGACAACAAUUCACAUCACAUCAAGAAGUUAGCUUACCC